ACACUCCAUACCACCACCUAAGCUACAAGCAACAAGAGAAAUUAAGGGGGGAAAAUGAGGCAUCAUUCUUUUGUAUUGGUUUUGAACGUUGUUUCUAUCUUGAUCUUGUUUUUGUUGCUCUCGAGUUCGUUGCAUGUUGAGAGCUUGAGACAUCUGAAAGAUCAUGAAUCUUCUUCUUCUUCGUCGUUGAUAAAGGGCAUCAAUUUAAGCAAAGCGUAUUCAGGGCCAAGCCACAGCGGUCGCGGCCACUAAGGAAGGAAAGGCUAUUGGCUGGCCUGCGGAAUAGCAAGCCAUGUUCUUGUGCUGAAGGAAGUAAUUAAAAUGCUAUGUAUUCAGGUUUUGAAGUGUUUCUUUUUCAUUUGAUAUACAAUAUAUUCUUUGUUCUGUUUAUCCAAUUGAUGUUAUUUGGUUCUUCUUACAGAUCGUUGUAACAAUGAAAGUAUAACUUAAAUAAAUUAUUUCUUUGGAU
This is a messenger RNA of Rubroshorea leprosula, 469 nucleotides long. The record is from the annotation of a GenBank genome assembly. NCBI's taxonomy places the organism in Eukaryota, Viridiplantae, Streptophyta, Magnoliopsida, Malvales, Dipterocarpaceae.